Messenger RNA from Dovyalis caffra, 966 nucleotides. NCBI's taxonomy places the organism in Eukaryota, Viridiplantae, Streptophyta, Magnoliopsida, Malpighiales, Salicaceae. The record is from the annotation of a GenBank genome assembly.
AUGGAAAAAGGAGGAGGAGCAGCAACAGCAACGGCCACGAACAAGGUGGCGUCGGCGAUGGAUUUAUUCGAGAAGCUGGAGAAAGUAGGAGAGGGAACAUACGGGAAAGUGUACAGAGCAAGAGAGAAAGCCACUGGGAAGAUCGUUGCUCUAAAAAAGACACGUCUCCAUGAAGACGAUGAAGGAGUCCCACCCACCACUCUUCGUGAAGUCUCCAUUUUGCGUAUGCUCUCCAGAGACCCUCACGUCGUCCGAUUGAUGGACGUGAAACAAGGGCAGAAUAAAGAAGGCAAGACAGUUCUGUACCUUGUUUUUGAGUACAUGGACACCGAUCUCAAGAAAUUCAUCCGAACCUUCCGCCAAACUGGCGAGAACAUUCCUGUCAAAACUGUUAAGAGCUUGAUGUAUCAACUAUGCAAGGGUGUGGCUUUCUGCCAUGGCCAUGGAGUCUUACACAGGGAUCUUAAGCCUCAUAACCUCUUGAUGGACCGCAAGACCAUGAUGCUUAAAAUAGCUGAUCUUGGACUAGCUCGGGCAUUUACCCUUCCUAUUAAGAAGUAUACCCAUGAGAUAUUGACUUUGUGGUAUAGAUCUCCUGAAGUCCUUUUGGGGGCUACCCAUUACUCAACUGCAGUGGAUGUUUGGUCUGUUGGCUGUAUAUUUGCUGAACUGGCCACAAAGCAAGCACUCUUCCCUGGAGACUCUGAACUGCAACAGCUCCUGCAUAUUUUCAGGUUAUUAGGUACUCCAAAUGAAGAAAUGUGGCCAGGAGUAAGCAACCUGAUGAACUGGCAUGAGUAUCCUCAAUGGAAACCUCAGAGUUUGUCAUCAUCUGUUACUAAUUUGGACAAGGAUGGGCUGGAUCUUCUAUCACAAAUGUUGCAGUAUGACCCUUCAAAGCGUAUCUCAGCAAAAAAGGCCAUGGAACAUCCUUACUUCGAUGAUCUCGACAAGGAGCAUCUUUAA